AUGGCACCAAGAUGGAAAGGAAAAGAUGCAAAAUCGAAAAAGGAUGCAGAGGCUGAGGCACUUAAAGAACCCAUGUCAAAGAUUGUAUCGCAACUUCAGUCUUCUUUAGUUCAAUCAAAUGCUUGUGGAUCUCUCUCUGAUAGUUCUGUCCACAUAGCAGUGCAAGCUGAACAACUUGACCUGCUUGAUAAAGCAUACUUUGGUCAACCUGUGAGAAACGUUGCAAAAGACAUGUACUGGUUUCAAUUAACCUUGGAGGAAGCAUUCUACCUAUGUUAUUCCUUGAAAUGCCUCAAGAUUAAUCGUGGUGCUGAUACUAGUCCCUUGAAUGAUGAAGAGUUGUGGCGUUGCUUCAACUCCAAGAAACAAGCAUUCUCUUUUUACUACAAGGCUUAUUCUCACCUUCGAAUGAAAAACUGGGUUGUAAGGUCAGGGGCUCAGUAUGGUGUAGACUUCAUUGUCUAUCGUCAUCAUCCUGCACGGGUCCAUUCUGAGUAUGGUGUACUUGUUCGAUCACAGGAUAAUGAUGAUGAUGAUGAUGAUGUAAAUGGAAGAUUGAGAGUAUGGUCUGAUGUUCAAUGCACUACUCGACUUCUUGGAAGUGUUGCAAAAACCUUAUUAGUUUUGUAUGUUAACAAAAAUGGUCACAGUGACGGGUCUCCGUUAUAUUUGGAAAACUAUGCUGUUGAAGAGCGGACGAUCUCUAGAUGGAGUCCUGAACAAUGUCGUGAAAGAUCCUUAUAG
Molecule: messenger RNA, 744 nt
Organism: Vicia faba (fava bean)
Lineage: Eukaryota; Viridiplantae; Streptophyta; Magnoliopsida; Fabales; Fabaceae
Source: the annotation of a GenBank genome assembly